GGGGCCGGGGCGGGCCCGGGGCGGGCCCGGGGUUGACUCGCCCCGGCCCCAUCACAUGAUCGCGGAGCGGGCGGCGGAGCGGCGGAGCCGGACGGGCCAUGGCGGUCGAGGGUGGGAUGAAAUGUGUGAAGUUCCUGGUUUUCGUCUUCAACUUCAUCUUCUGGGUAUGCGGCGUGGCCCUCAUCGCCAUCGGCAUCUACGCCCAAGUGGCCCUGGAUAAGGCGCUGGUGGUCAGCGCCGCCUCCGCCUCCAGCUCCCCCGUCGCCAUCCUGGUGCUGGGCGUCAUCAUCUUCUUCAUCUCCUUCUUCGGCUGCUGCGGCGCCUGGAAGGAGAGCUACUGCAUGGUCACCACGUUCGCCAUCCUGCUCAGCAUCAUCUUCUUGGUGGAGAUCGCCGCCGCCAUCGCCGGAUACGUCUUCAAGGACAAGGUGCGUUCGGUGCUGGAGGAGGGGCUGUGGGACGCGAUGCGCAAGUACGGGGAGGACCAGCCCUUGACAGAGGCGAUGGACGAGCUCCAGAGGGAUUUUGCUUGCUGCGGAGCUAACAACUACACAGACUGGGCCACCAUCGAGCGGUUCAGGGUCAACAACACGGUGCCGCGGUCCUGCUGCCGCGUCAACACCACCUCCUGCAACGUCCGCCCCAGCCCCGCCACUGUCUACGAGAAGGGCUGCCUCCAAAGCAUCGAAGCCUGGAUGAAGAAGAACAUCCUCAUCGUGGCCGCGGUCGCGCUGGGCAUCGCCUUCUUUGAGAUUUUGGGCAUCAUCUUCGCUUGUUGCCUGAUGAAGGGCAUCCGCAGCGGCUACGAGGUUAUGUAGCCCCCCCACGGGCACCGUGGCCCCCCCCCCAACUCUCGCUGCCCCCCACCUGGGGGGGCCCAGGGGGCUUCCCCCACUUGCUUGCCCCCCACGAGCUGCACUGGGGCAGGGCCCCCCACGUGCCAAACCCUGCCCGGGGGUGGGUCGCUGCCCUUGGACCCCUCCCCAAGUGCCAGCGGGGGGUCGGGGCGAGGGGGGGGUCCCCAGGUUUGGGAAUAAAAAGAAAAGCUUCUGUAGA
Tyto alba (common barn owl) is the source of this 1056-nucleotide messenger RNA. It is a transcript of the gene CD63, whose product is annotated as CD63 molecule. Gene Ontology annotation, cellular component: membrane. The transcript is spliced from 8 exons. Bases 99 to 818 code for a protein of 239 amino acids. The record is from RefSeq and is a predicted model, not a curated record. Lineage: Eukaryota; Metazoa; Chordata; Aves; Strigiformes; Tytonidae.